Molecule: messenger RNA, 1119 nt
Organism: Aspergillus fijiensis CBS 313.89
Lineage: Eukaryota; Fungi; Ascomycota; Eurotiomycetes; Eurotiales; Aspergillaceae
Product: SH3 domain-containing protein
Exons: 4
Coding region: 111-872 (253 amino acids)
Biological process (GO): protein transport to vacuole involved in ubiquitin-dependent protein catabolic process via the multivesicular body sorting pathway
Cellular component (GO): ESCRT-0 complex
Molecular function (GO): protein binding
Source: RefSeq, a predicted model, not a curated record
CUCUUUUUCUUCCAGCGCUUCUACUGCCUUUCGAGUCGAGUCACAUUCUUGAUUGCUUCGCCCUGGUUUAGUUUCGUUGAAUCACUCGAAUCCGCUUCACAUAGCUUGCCAUGGCAUCCCAAGGCGAUCUGUUCUCGGCCGUGACCAACCGGUCGCUCCGCAACGUCCGAUCGGAGCUCGAAUUCCUAGCCGAUUCCUCAGUCAUCACUCGUGCACAACUCUCCUCGAUCUUAUCGCAACUCCCGAAAGAGAACGAGCGCAGUAGAUCCUCGGUGCCCCCUCAGCAACCGCCAGUCCAGCAGCCGCAGCCAGUGGCGCCGCUGCCCAUCCAGACACAGCCGUCUCCUGCUCCCUAUUCUCCUCCCGUCAACCAAUUCGCCAAUGCCUCGUUGAACGAGAAGGCGACAUACCAAGCGCAGCCUCCGCCGCAGCCGUACGCCAACCCGGCUGUCCCGCCGCCUCCUGCUUAUCCCCAGGCCCCGCCCGUGCUGUCUAUCGCCUCGGCUCUGUAUGCGUACACCCCGACGGACCCCGGCGACUUGGCUCUGCAGCCGCGUGACCGUAUUCAUGUUUUGGAGCACAUGAACGCUGAUUGGUGGCGUGGUCGUAACGAGCGCACCAACCUCGAGGGUAUCUUCCCCCGCAGCUAUGUCGACGUGAUUGACGAGAAGGCUGUCUCGUCCCCUCCACCCACCAACUAUGGAAACAUGCCUCUGGAAGUGAGCCAAAGUGGCUCUACGCCUGAUGGGGACCCUGCCAAGAAGGGCAAAUUCGAGGAACACGGUAAGAAGUUUGGCAAGAAACUGGGUAAUGCCGCUGUCUUCGGUGCUGGUGCGACCAUUGGUUCAAACAUUGUGAACAGCAUCUUUUAAUGUUUGUUUGUCGAAGUUGGUAACUCUAGGAAAGGGCCCGAUAGAGUUUUGUGGAUCACCCUUGUGUGCUCUUUGUCGUUUAAUCCAGUACUUUCAUGGAAUUGGCGUUGGUGGUUGUUUUUCUAAUCCUUACCAUUAUACUCUCUGUGACUAUCUUGAUUCGCAAUCGCUCUAGUGAGACCCAUUCGGAAUAGCAACUGACAGGUUCUGGAAUUCUGGAUAUACUCAGUACAUCAUCAAACAGAAA